Molecule: messenger RNA, 489 nt
Organism: Seminavis robusta
Lineage: Eukaryota; Bacillariophyta; Bacillariophyceae; Naviculales; Naviculaceae
Source: the annotation of a GenBank genome assembly
AUGACUAUGGUACACGACAAUGCCGAACAGCGUGUGAAGGCCGCUGUGCCUCGCUUGACGAUGAUGACAGCGGCACGCUUCUGGAUGGGAGACAAGGCUUCCGAAGACGAUAACGCCCCAGUCAGCGUGGAACAGCUCCAGAUGGACAUGCGAGAUCCCGCAAUACACAGGCUACGACGACUAGCAGGCCUAAAGCGUCACCAUGCGGCAACCAAAAAGGAUAGCUGCUACGAGACAGUCCAUCCAAAAGCGUUGGAUAUCCGAGGACUGGUUGACGGGAAGAGCAAGCGAAUCAAGAAGGAGCUGACCAAGCAAGACGUUAUGAUCAAAUCUCAGGGCCAAGACUUGACUAAGAAGUACCAAUUGAUUCAUUCUGAUCUGGGAGAGCUACUUCGAUCCAUGUCCGAUGGAGCUUCACCUUGCGGCCAUGGCAACAGUAACAACAACGACGACAACGGCAGCCCCCAUCGCUUGGUAACGUCGACAUGA